Messenger RNA from Acanthamoeba castellanii str. Neff, 774 nucleotides. Its product is annotated as ribosomal proteins l2, RNA binding domain containing protein. Gene Ontology annotation, molecular function: structural constituent of ribosome; RNA binding. The transcript has 3 exons. Gene Ontology annotation, cellular component: ribosome; cytosolic large ribosomal subunit. Gene Ontology annotation, biological process: cytoplasmic translation. NCBI's taxonomy places the organism in Eukaryota, Discosea, Longamoebia, Acanthamoebidae. The record is from RefSeq and is a predicted model, not a curated record. The coding region runs from base 1 to 774 and encodes 257 amino acids.
AUGGGUCGUGUCAUCAGGGGCCAAAGGAAGGGUAAGGGAAGCGUCUUCAAGUCGCACACCUUCCACAGGAAGGGCGCCGCCCAGCACCGUAAGCUCGACUUUGCCGAGCGCAAGGGCUACAUCAAGGGUGUGGUCAAGGAUAUCAUCCACGACCCUGGCAGGGGUGCCCCCCUUGCUAAGGUUCAGUUCAAGAACCCCUACAAGUACGGCCUCGACAAGGAGCUCUUCGUCGCCGCUGAGGGCAUGCACACUGGUCAGUUCGUGUACUGCGGCAAGAAGGCCCAGCUUUCCGUCGGUAACGUCCUUCCCGUCGGCUCGAUGCCCGAGGGUACCAUCAUCUGCAACGUCGAGACCCGCCCCGGUGAUCGUGGUUCGCUCGCCCGUACCUCUGGCAACUACGCCACGCUCGUCUCGCACAACCCCGACGAGGGCGUGUCCAGGAUCAAGCUGCCGUCCGGCGCCAAGAAGGCCAUCUCCUCCGAUUCCCGCGCCAUGGUUGGCAUCGUUGCCGGUGGUGGAAGGAUCGACAAGCCCAUGCUGAAGGCCGGUCGCGCUUACUACAAGUACAAGGCCAAGAGGAACUGCUGGCCUAAGGUCCGUGGUGUGGCCAUGAACCCCGUGGACCACCCGCACGGUGGUGGUAACCACCAGCACAUCGGUCACGCUUCGACCGUCAGGAGGGACGCCCCCUCUGGUCAGAAGGUCGGUCUCAUCGCCGCCCGCCGUACCGGUCGUAUCUCUGGCUCCAAGAAGGUCACCUUCAACGAGGAGUAA